UUGUUAAACUGUCUGGCGCUCGGCACUAAGGGGUUAAAACAAGGACUGGUUAGCUCGGAGUCAGGGAGCUGUGUCUUAAUGGGGUAUUCAUGUUAAACUGCUGCGUGAUAUCUCAGUGGGCUAGCACUAUAAAUUGUCAUUAGUCUGGACUAGUACAAGCAGCCCCCUCCACACACACACUCAAGAUUGCCGGUUCCACUGGAAGCGCUUCCUAAGGCAGCAAGUAAAGGUAGAACUAGCCACUGUUAAUUUUGCAUUUUGUAAUAUUAUCCAACAUGCAACGUUGUGCCAACCAAACUAAGGUUGUUGAUCAUGCUGUUCGUUUCCAGUCUUCUUUAGGAACAAAGACAUUGAUAUUAAAUACUUGUAUUCCUUUCAUAUAAACAAUCCACGAGUAAAUCCACUCCAAAGCCACCUACAAUGGAAGAACAUGAGGACGCCAUGUUUUCUGUUGAGGUUGAAGUAGACGGAGACAACGAGGCUGCCGCCACCUACUACAACUGGGUACCACCUCACAUGCGGCUGGACAACCUGAAACAGUGUAUAAGUGAGAAGAAGAAAAAGAACUCAUUUGAAACCGAAUUUAAGAUAUCAGAUGUCAUCGCAUAAAAGUACGAAACAUCUCAGGUAAGUUUUUCCACUUUAGUAUAUGUUCAUGUAUUUGAUAUGAAACGACUGGAGGAAGAGCUUCUCAAAUGUCAUGUAACAAUUUACUUAAAUAUUUAACACUUAUUUACAACCACAUAUUAGACUUGAUUUAAAAAAAAGUAUGAUUAGUGUUAUUACGAUAUAUUAAUAAAACUGCUUGAUUUACUACAUUAAACCCGAUGUCUUAGGUGCACCAAACGCCUUGAAUCCCCUUCACUAGAUGAAACCGAUGAGAUUAACAGGAGAUAAGAAGGUGUAGUGUUGACAAGGAUCUAUCACCUAAAAACAGGCCAACGAUAAAGGUCUGACCCCGUCUACCCCAAACCCCAGAGGAUGUGUGAUUGGGAUGUCAUGCAACUGUGGACACAAAUACAUCGGAGAGACUUCACGGAGAGACGUCUGUUAAAAAGACUGACAUGAAAUCUGCCCUUUCGGAACAUCUUUAAAAAAUCCCAACCCUGACCACCAUAUUUCCUGUCCAUAAACCAUACAAACAUCAACAAUUUGUAAAAGAGGAAACUUCAAGAAAACAUUGAAUCAAAAGAAAGAAGCCAGCCAUUAACAGAGACAAGGGCAUCUACCCACCAACCGUGUAUUUCACUGUGCUAUAAUCACAUUAUCUUCCAAAAUGGGCACCGUGAUUACCUUAUUGCUUGUGUCACAAUUACCAGACCCUUGUCACCACUACACCCUCAGUGUACUUAAUUAAUCGUCUCCUGUUAAUUUCAUUUGCUUCGUCAUUAUAAUGUUGUCUUAAUCCCAUCCCAUUGGCUUCGUCAUUAUAUUGUUAUCAUUGUACAUUAAUCCUAAUCCAUCGGCUUCGUCAUUGUAUUGUUAUCUUUGUACAUUAAUCCUUAGUCAUUGGUUUUGUUAAGCUCAAACUCAUAUAUUCUCAGAAAAAACACCCACGGUGGUACAUAAGAUACAAUUAUAUACAUUUUUUUUAUGUACAAAAUGACAGCAUUUAACAAGAACAAUAAAAAUGGGAUACUAAUACAAUUUACCAAUUGUAUUGUUCACAAUGUUAAGGAAUUCAGAUAAGCAUUUUAGAUCUUUAGUAUCCAUUUAUAGUGCGUUUGAUGAAAGAAUUAUUCUCCGUGUGUUUGCAAACCGACCUGCUGCCGCCAUUUUGGUCACGUCAUCCACCCCACCUAGUAACCAACCUGAUUUAUAUUUAUAUAUUACUCUAUACACUUACCAGGAAAAAUUGCUAUCCAUAAAAAAGUGUCAUGUAGUCAUGUUCUUUCAACUUCUAAAUGCCUAUGUGCUUACUUAAAAACUUUCAUGCCAACAUAAAAGUGUAUGGGGAAGUGGAAUGUGCGGUUUUUAGAUCAAUGCUUUCGUAUCUUGUUUAUCUUUACCCUCACAAUUUGUGUACUAUUGUACUGAUCAUGUGACACGUUCCUGCUUGACGCCACUCACGUCCUGGUUGCCGACACAUGUGCACCUGUGCAAGCAGGGACGUCAUAUGAGAACGAUUGCGGGUUGUUGAUGUGAGAGACCUGGGACGAAAUGGCAUGGUUAUUGUCUGGGGUGCUGUUGAUCUCCAUCACUGGGACACUCACUGAUGCCGAGUGCCAUUGUGACACUGUGACUGCCUGUUCCCUGUUCCCAUCUACUCCCUGUAGCCAGGUCGGCAGUCCAGACAGAUGUCAACGGGGAUGGUUUGGUUCCUACUGCCAGAGACAAAAUAUUGCUUUAGGAAGAAGUGCCAACCAGAGCAGUACAUACGUUGAAAACAGUUACCGGACAGGGAAUAAAUCACACUAUUUCGAGGCCAAAUAUGCUGUAGAUGGCAGAGCUACCAACGACUUCUAUAGUAAACCACUGACAUGUACACAUACAAACGGGGGAGUCCACACAUGGACAGUGUACCUGGACACCUCCAACACAGACCAGAUACAACGCAUCAGGCUGUAUCUACGUAAUGACAAUCAAGAAAGAAACAAGGGCAUGAAGAUAUUCGUCGGUGGACAGCUUUGCACCCAGUGGCCAAUCAAUACCUAUCCGGAUUCUACAACUGACGUCAGAUGUCAACAACCACUGACAGGAAACACACUCACUAUACAGACAAGUGAUUAUCUCACGCUAUGCGAGGUGCAGAUAUUUGUUUGCAGUGACGGCUGGUUUGAUGAGGACUGUUACAAACAGUGUCAAUGUUUACAAAACACAGAAGUGUGUGACAAGAUCACUGGACAGUGUCUAAGUGGAUGUGCUCCAGGGUACAUGGGAAUACAUUGCCAAUCAGUAUGUCCAGACGGUUUCUAUGGAAACUGCACCUCCAAGUGUGGAAACUGUCGCAACGCUGCCUAUUGUAACAAGGCCACAGGCUACUGUCCAGGGGGAUGUGCAGCAGGGUGGUUAUCUGACACCUGUCUUCAACCAUGUCCAAAUGGUUCCUACGGUCCGGACUGUGGCGUCCAGUGUGGCAACUGUCUGGAUGGCGAUGUUUGCAUCAAGACAAAUGGAACAUGUCCUGGAGGAUGUGCAGCAGGGUGGAUCAGUGACAGGUGUAAUCAGUCAUGCCCGGACGGACGUUAUGGUGCCAAGUGUGCUUCUCAGUGUGGUCACUGUCUGGAUACUGAUGUCUGUGACAAGUUGACAGGGAAAUGUCCCAGAGGAUGUCAGCCUGGAUGGUGGUCAGAUCUCUGUUCACAAGCUUGCAGUGACGGUCGUCACGGACACCACUGUCAGUCUGAGUGUGGCCAGUGUAAAGGAAACCUGCCUUGUAACAAAAUCAAUGGAACAUGCGAUCAGGGAUGUCAGCCAGGGUUUCAAGAACCCACUUGUAAAGAAUGCGUUGAUGGAAUGUACGGAGAUGACUGCAUGUCCCGAUGUGGUCAGUGUAAAGACGCCCUGACCUGUAAUAAGUCCAGUGGGGAGUGUCCUGAAGGAUGUCAGGGCAACUUAAUGAAGCCCCUGUGUCAAGUGUGUCCAGCAACACCAGGAUGUUUAAGCCGGGAAGCGCAAGUUGUAGCAACACUCGGUACACUUCUCGUCUUGGCUGUCAUCGCUCUGUUGACGUCCAUCUUUUACAACAGAAGACUGAAGUGUCAACUGGAUGCUUUACAGAAGAAGCCUGAAGAUAACUACAUAUCUCUUGACGAGAAGACCAAGGAUCCAGUUAUGGAAAACACAUAUGAACACAUUGACAGCACCACUCCUUAUGCUAAUGCAGGCGAAGACCAGUACGAAAUGGCAUGGUUAUUGUCUGGGGUGCUGUUGAUCUCCAUGACUGGGACACUCACUGAUGCCGAGUGCCACUGUGACACUGUGACUGCCUGUUCCCUGUUCCCGUCUACACCCUGUAGCCAGGUCGGCAGUCAAGACAGAUGUCAACAGGGAUGGUUUGGUUCCUACUGCCAGAGACAAAAUAUUGCUUUAGGAAGAAGUGCCAACCAGAGCAGUACAUACAGAGAAAACAAUCAACUGACAGGGAAUAAAUCACACCGUUUCGAGGCCAAAUAUGCUGUAGAUGGCAGAGCUACCAACGACUUCUAUAGUAAACCAUUGACAUGUACACAUACAAACGGGGGAGUCCAAACAUGGACAGUGUACCUGAACACCUCCAACACAGACAGGAUACAACGCAUCAAGCUGUAUCUACGUAAUGACACCGAUCCAGAGAGAAACCAAGGCAUGAAGAUAUUCGUCGGUGAACAGCUAUGCGACCAGUGGCAAACCACUAUGUAUCCGCCUGCUAUAGCUGACGUCAGAUGUCAACAACCACUGACAGGAAACACACUCACCAUACAGACAAGCAUUUUUCUCACGCUAUGCGAGGUGCAGAUAUUUGUUUGCAGUGACGGCUGGUUUGAUGAGGAGUGUGACAAACGGUGUCACUGUUUACAAAACACAGAAGUGUGUGACAAGAUCACCGGACAGUGUCUAAGUGGAUGUGCUCCAGGGUACAUGGGAAUACAUUGCCAAUCAGUAUGUCCAGACGGUUUCUUUGGAAACUGCACCUCCAAGUGUGGAAACUGCCGCAACGCUGCCUAUUGUAACAAGGCCACAGGCUACUGUCCAGGGGGAUGUGCAGCAGGGUGGUUAACUGACACCUGUCUUCAACCGUGUCCAGACGGUUACUUUGGAGAUUGCAUCUCCAAGUGUGGAAGCUGCCGCAACGCUGUCCAUUGUUACAAGGCUUCAGGCUUCUGUCCAGGAGGUUGUGCAGCAGGGUGGUUAACUGACACCUGUCUUCAACCGUGUCCAGACGGUUACUUUGGAAAUUGCACCUCCAAGUGUGGAAGCUGCCGCAACGCUGUCCAUUGUUACAAGGCUUCAGGCUUCUGUCCAGGAGGUUGUGCAGCAGGGUGGUUAACUGACACCUGUCUUCAACCGUGUCCGGAUGGAUGGUAUGGUAUCAACUGUGCCUCCCAGUGUGGAAACUGUCUCGAUGGUCAUACAUGUAACAAGUCAACAGGAAUAUGCCCAAGAGGAUGUGCUGCAGGUUGGAUGAACGACACCUGUGUUCAACCAUGUCCAAGUGGUUCCUUUGGUCCGGACUGUGGCGUCCAGUGUGGCAACUGUCUGGAUGGCGAUGUUUGCAUCAAGACAAAUGGAACAUGUCCUGGAGGAUGUGCAGCAGGGUGGAUCAGUGACAGGUGUAAUCAAGCAUGUCCAGAUGGUGUUUAUGGUAUUGACUGCACGUCCAGGUGUGGAAACUGUCUAAAUGGUAAUGCGUGUGACAAGUCAACAGGAACAUGCCCUAGAGGAUGUGGAGCAGGGUGGAUGAAUACCACGUGUCAUAACGUGUGUGACGACGGGAGGUAUGGCAGUGGAUGUGCGUCAGAAUGUGGUCACUGCAAGAGUGGUACAGUAUGUGACAAAACGAACGGAACCUGCGGGAACGGAUGUGAUGGAGGAUAUUCAGGUCUUCGUUGCGCGCGUCUGUCGAAUACUGCUGGAAAGGACGACUCUAUGGCUGGAAUAAUUGGAGGGGCAGUUGCAGCGCUGUUGGUCAUCGCUAUCGUCGUAAUCGUCGCAGUUGUUAUCUACAGGCGGCGAAAAGGACCAAAACAUGACGACGAGAGAUUGCAGUCUAACCAAGACAUGAUUGUAGUUAAAACCAUAACUGACAACGCAGCCAGAAAGAAAUCUAUAUCAACACCAGCGGCCCGCGACGAUGAGGACGAAGAUGCCACACUAUCUGUUGAAGCUGAAGUAGACGGAGACAACGAGGCUGCCGCCACCUAUUACAACUUUGUACCACCUCACAUGACGCUGGAGAAACUGCAACAGUGUAUAAGUGAGAAGAAAACUAAGGCCACUUUUGCAACAGAAUUUCAGGCCAUCCCAUAUGGAGCAAAACACCCACACGACGUCGGCAAGCAGCCAGAAAACAAGAAGAAGAACCGCUUCCUUGCUCUGUAUCCAUAUGAUGAAUCGAGGGUAGUGUUGGCAGAUGGAGAGGAGUACAUCAAUGCUAAUUACAUCACUGGGUAUGAUGAUACUCAGAAGUACAUUGCAACACAAGGACCCAAACCGGUGACAAUCACUGACUUCUGGCGGAUGGUGUGGCAGGAGGACGUCACCCAGAUAGUCAUGCUGACCAGGCUGAUGGAGAUGAACAAGAAAAAAAGUGAAAAAUACUGGCCCGAUGCGAACAAGACCGAAAACUACGAAAACGUGAAGGUUUAUAGCAAGAAUGUGUUAACAAGAGCUGAUUACACUCUCUCAACUUUUGUGGUACAAAGCUCCGGUAUCGAGAGAACUGUUACGCACUACCACUUCACAUCCUGGCCUGACCAUGGUGUUCCUUCUGUCCCUGCCCUCGUCAACUUCUGGAGACUGGUCAAACAGGGGGACAUGGCCAGGGGGCCCAUGGUGGUGCACUGCAGCGCUGGGGUAGGCCGAACAGGGGCGUUCAUUGCCCUGGACUACCUGAUGGAUGAAGCUGCGAGUGUUAACAGAGUCAAUGUGUUCAUGUGUGUCAGCGCGAUGAGACAGAACAGGAUGAACAUGGUCCAGACGGAGAGUCAGUACGAGUUUGUCCAUGAUGUUGUCCUGGAGGCGCUCCACAGUCUGGGGACGCUGUACACGUUCUCAGAAUUCGACAAAACUUUCGGCCUCGGAGACACAUUUACGGCUCAACAGCAGAAUAUGCUGAAGAAACAAUUCAAGCUAUUCAGAGGACUAUCAUCAAACCUUACAGAAGAGACAACGUCGCAUGCGCUACUUCCAGAAAACUCUGACAAAAACAGGAGUUUAGAUAUUCUUCCUGGAAAUAAAUCAAGGCCGUAUCUGUGUACCCCUGUCCAGACACGAAAUGACUACAUCAAUGGAGUAUUUUUACCAUCUAGCCUACAUCUAUCAAGCGUGAUCGUCACCCAGACUCCCAUGCCAGACACUGUGCUGGACUUCUGGAGACUUGUGUAUGACCAUGACUGCCUCACCAUUGUCUGUCUGGAUGAAGCACAGGAAACCAUUGGAAUGUACCCUGAAGAAAACAAAGCGCUGAAAAAGGAGCCGUUCACUAUUGCGCAAGGGGAAGCGAAUUCAAACAGAGAAAUAUACACAGAGAAGAAGUUAACGCUUGCACAUGACAAGGAGAACAUCGAGGAAUCAGUCAGUUUGUUCUGCCUCCCAUCACUGGACAUGCUGACCGACACUGCUACCCUUCUGGAGCUGGUCAACAGAGUGGACAGGAUCAUCAGCUCUGCUGACCACAAGGUUCUGGUGCACUGCCAUGACGGUGCCGGAGCGAGUGGUGUGUUCUGUAGUGUCCUGAACAUCAUCACCAGACUGAGAUUAGACAGAACAGUGGACAUCUUCCUCACCACUCGAGAACUACAGCGCGUCAGACCCCAGUUCAUACACACCCUUGAUCAGUUCAAGUUGUGUUACGACAUGGUGAAGGAAUAUAACCGUGCUUCCAACGUCUAUGCCAAUCUAUGAUAUAGCGGCAGAGCAACGAACGUUCAACAACCCACCUGGACCAGACAGUCGCUGAACUGACUGACCCAUGCAUGCUACUUUAAUACAGAGUCAUGUUUUCGACGUCAAGGCUUUUAUCCAAAACAGAACAGAACAGCUUAUGUCUAAUUUUAGCUUUCGUAUAUAUGAAGUACUUUCCCCAUUUAUGAUAACUUAAUUACAUGUUACUGAUUUUGUUUAGUUGCGUUAUGAACCAGACAUCUUUCUUAAUCACUCAACAUGGCAACUCUUGUCUGCCAUUUUACCCUGUCUUAUAUUUGGUGUCGUAAACUUAAGAUAACUUAGCGCUUC
This is a messenger RNA of Haliotis rufescens (red abalone), 7875 nucleotides long. RefSeq lists its product as uncharacterized. NCBI's taxonomy places the organism in Eukaryota, Metazoa, Mollusca, Gastropoda, Lepetellida, Haliotidae. The record is from RefSeq and is a predicted model, not a curated record. The transcript is spliced from 44 exons. Gene Ontology annotation, biological process: protein dephosphorylation. Gene Ontology annotation, molecular function: protein tyrosine phosphatase activity. Bases 2161 to 7545 code for a protein of 1794 amino acids.